UCUCUCGCCGAUACCAUCACCAACCCAAGCAAAGCCGCCCCUUUUCUGCUUCUGUUCUCUUCUCCUUUCCUUGGCGACGAGCGCCUGGCCGGGCAAGCAAAGGCCGGAAGACCGAGAUGGCGAUGCAGGCGGGGAUCUCGUCAUCCAAAGUCCUCGUUCUCGUUGGUGCAGGUCUGACCGGUUCGAUAAUCUUAAGGAAUGGCCGGCUGUCUGAUGUAUUGUUGGAUCUUCAGGAACUUAUGAAAGGCGUUAACGAUACAAAUGUCUCUUCGAACUACUACGACUCUGCUCUUCUUGCAUCUCAGAUUAAGCAUUUGGCUAAAGAGAUCAGGGAUUUGACAAUAUCUCGACCGGUUACCAUAGUCAAUGGUGACACUACUACUGGGGGUUUAACAUCCUACAUAAUGCCUGCUGCUGCAAUUGGAGCAUUGGGGUACUGUUACAUGUGGUGGAAGGGAUGGUCCUUCUCUGAUGUCAUGUUUGUCACAAAACGGAAUAUGGCCAGUGCUGUUGCAAACGUGUCGAAACAACUAGAGCAAGUAUCUGCAGCUCUAGCUGCAACAAAAAGACACCUAACCCAGAGGCUUGAAAACUUGGAUGGGAAACUGGAUGAGCAGAAAGAAAUGUCUAAAUGUAUUAUGAAUGAGGUUAAUGAGGUUAAAACUGAUCUUUCUCAAAUUGGAUUUGAUAUUGAAUCGAUUCAGAACAUGAUAGCUGGACUGGAAGGAAAGAUUGGACUUCUUGAAAAUAAACAGGAUAUGACUAAUGCAGGUAUAUACUAUCUAUGCCAAUUUGCUGGGGGCAUUAAAGAUGGACUGAAUGGAAAAUUCUUUCAGGAAGCUAGUGAGAAACUUCAGUUUACUCAGUCUUCAAUCACCUUUUCUCCAGAUGAAUCAAUCAAGGGCUUACAAUUUAUUGCGGAAAAUAUCAAAGUAGGAGAGGCAGAUAAACUGAAGCCAAUGACUAUUUCUCAAAAAGAUACGCAGGAGAAACCGAUGAAAACAACGAUCCUGAGAAGUACAACAAUUCACAGAUCAUUCCCUGGUGGUAUUUCCCAUAGGAAAGACGGGAUUGCUUUAUGAUCUGCAAUGGACUCGCAACAGUUUUGAUUAAUGUUACAAGUUUGCAAGUGUUCCUCAGCUUGGUGACAGCGUGUAUGAUGUGCUCCACAUCAAAGGUAUCCGCUAAGUGGACUAGAAGAUACCUGUGACACCAAUUCUUGUCUAUUUGUUGUACCAGUUAUUUACAACUUGAAAAUAAGAUGUAAAUAUACAUCUUAUUAUUAACCA
Molecule: messenger RNA, 1289 nt
Organism: Musa acuminata subsp. malaccensis (wild Malaysian banana)
Lineage: Eukaryota; Viridiplantae; Streptophyta; Magnoliopsida; Zingiberales; Musaceae
Source: RefSeq, a predicted model, not a curated record